Microthlaspi erraticum is the source of this 336-nucleotide messenger RNA. The record is from the annotation of a GenBank genome assembly. NCBI's taxonomy places the organism in Eukaryota, Viridiplantae, Streptophyta, Magnoliopsida, Brassicales, Brassicaceae.
AUGAAUUCGGAGAAAACUAUAUGUGAUUCGUUCAGACAAGAAGCAAUGUCGAGGGGAUCUCGGCUCCUCCUCUGUCGCGCUUCAUUUUCUUACCUUCUUCUCUCCGAUCAUCAUGAUCGACAUCUUCAUCAUCAGAUCUUACACAAUUUCAUCAGAAGCAACUCAAUUCGUACACCAAUCAGUAUCAAGGCCUUCCUCUCCGAUCCAUCUCCAUCUCCAAUUGGCUCCCGAGUCAACUCACGCGUCCUCUUCUUCUCCACGAAGAUCAUCAUUACUCUUGUAGAUGGGUUUGCAAUAAUAGUGGCGGUGCGAAGGCGCGCCGAAGAUCGGGAUUAA